Messenger RNA from Cyphellophora europaea CBS 101466, 1134 nucleotides. RefSeq lists its product as uncharacterized. Bases 1 to 1134 code for a protein of 377 amino acids. Lineage: Eukaryota; Fungi; Ascomycota; Eurotiomycetes; Chaetothyriales; Cyphellophoraceae. The transcript has a single exon. The record is from RefSeq and is a predicted model, not a curated record.
AUGCCACCCAAACGCCCCUCCGCGCCCAACCCGGUAGAAUACACCUACGCGCAGCCCACCAACAGCAGCGUCUCCCACUCCAUCGCCUCACCCCCCGCCAUCUCCAGCACCACCUUCCACAUCGCCGGCAUCCUCACGCACGUGCACGGCCUCGCCGAACUCCCCUCCUCCUGCACCGAAGUCGCCGUGCUCUGGCUCCUACACCCCCGCCUCCAGGACCACCGAUGCAUGGCCCCCUUCGCCGCCCACAUCAUCACCAACUACUACGCGCACCUCAAGACCGGGGCCGGCGGCCGUGGCACCGGCGGCAAGGAAACGGGUUUGAUCGCCGUGUCGUUCGACCAGCGCAACCAUGGCACGCGCCUGGUCGACAAGCUGGCCAACGAGGCGUGGCGCAGCGGCAACGAGCACCACGCGCAGGACAUGUUCAGCUGCUUUGCGGGCACGGCCGAGGACACGAGUCUGCUGCUCAACUACCUGGCCGCGUACGCUUUUCCCGAGGGCAAGGUCAGAAUCGCGAGGAACAUGGUCAUGGGCAUCAGUCUGGGCGGCCACGCCGCGUGGCACCUCGUCAUGAGGGACGAGCGCUUCAGUGCGGCGAUUGUGGUCAUUGGGUGCCCGGAUUAUACGCGCUUGAUGGUGGAUCGCGCGAGGUUGAGCAAGAGGGCGUGCUGGCUCGAGGGGCAGGGGAAAGGGUUCUUGGGCAGCAAGGACUGGCCGCAGGGGUUGGUGGAGGCGAUAGAUAGGGUAGACCCUGCGUCGUACUUCUCCAAGGUGCUGGGCAGGGGGGCCGCUCCCGGCGAGGAGGACUGGGCGAGGACCAUGAGUGAGGAGGAAGUCCGCAGGGUGAGGCCGGAGAUGGAGAGGUGUUUUGGAGGGAAGAGGUUGCUGAUAUUGAGUGGCGGUGCCGACAAGUUGGUCAACUACAAGUUCAGCGAGCCGUUCCUAACCUGGCUCAAGAGUGCCACGGCAAAGGGCGGUUGGUUCGAUGACGGCGGUCUGCAUUUAAAGGAUGUAGUGGCCGAAGGCUAUGGUCAUGAGGUUCCUCCGAGCAUGGUUGAGGAAAUGCUCCCGUUCAUCAACGAGACGAUGGACGAAGCCGAUGGCCGGCAGCGACGAAGGUCGAAAAUAUAG